Lemur catta (Ring-tailed lemur) is the source of this 1516-nucleotide messenger RNA. RefSeq names its product C-C motif chemokine receptor 3 (gene CCR3). The transcript has 2 exons. Gene Ontology annotation, cellular component: membrane; cytoplasm. Gene Ontology annotation, molecular function: C-C chemokine receptor activity. The record is from RefSeq and is a predicted model, not a curated record. The coding region runs from base 72 to 1139 and encodes 355 amino acids. Gene Ontology annotation, biological process: inflammatory response; chemotaxis; G protein-coupled receptor signaling pathway. Lineage: Eukaryota; Metazoa; Chordata; Mammalia; Primates; Lemuridae.
UCAUCUGGGCAAGAACUUACUGAAAUGGAACAGAAGUUGUUUGUUUAGAAGAGAUUUCCAGUACAAGCAAAAUGACAAGCUCAAUAGAUGACGUUGAGGCCUUCGGGACCACGCCCUACGACUAUGAGCUGGCACUCCCAUGUGAAAAAGCCAGUGUCAAGGAUCUGGGUGCCCAGUUUCUACCCCCACUGUACUCCCUGGUGUUCAUCGUGGGCCUCAUGGGCAAUGUCAUGGUGAUAGUGAUCCUCACAAAAUACAGGAGGCUCAGGAUUCUGAGCAACAUCUACUUGCUCAACUUGGCAAUUGCUGACUUGCUCUUCCUCUUCACUCUGCCAUUCGGAAUUCACUCUGCUGGGCGGAAUGAGUGGGUUUUUGGCCAUGGCAUGUGUAAGCUCAUCUCGGGGCUGUAUCAAAUGAGCUUGAACGGCGAGAUCUUUUUCAUCAUGCUGAUGACAAUUGAUAGGUACUUGGCCAUCGUCCAUGCUGUGUUUGCCCUUCGAGCCCGGACUGUCACUUUUGGUGUCAUCACGAGUAUUGUCACCUGGGGCCUGGCAGGGCUAGCAGCCCUCCCUGAAUUUGUCUUCCAUGAGUUCCAAGACGUGUCUGAAGAGCGUGUGUGCAGCCCUGCUUACCCAGAGGAUGGAGAAGAUAGCUGGAAGCGUUUCAACGCUCUGAGAAUGAACAUCUUGGGUCUCGCACUCCCCCUGCUCGUCAUGGCUUUCUGCUACUCAGGAAUCAUCAAAACAUUGUGGAGAUGCCCCAAUAAAAAAAAGUACAAGGCCAUCCGGCUCAUCUUUGUCAUCAUGGUGGUCUUUUUCAUUUUUUGGACACCAUACAACCUGGUUCUCCUUCUCUCUGCUUUUGAAAUGGUCUUCUUUGGGGAGAGCUGUGAGCGGAACAGACACCUGGACCUGGCCAGGGAGGUGACGGAGGUGAUCGCCAACACACACUGCUGCGUCAACCCGGUGAUCUACGCCUUUGUCGGUGAGAGGUUCCGGAAGUACCUGCGCCACUUUUUCUACAGGCACGUGGCCGUGCACCUGGGCAGAUACAUCCCAUUCCUUCCUAGCGAGAAACUGGAAAGAGCCAGCUCUGUCUCCCCAUCAACAGGGGAGCCAGAACUCUCUGCUGUGUUUUAGGUCAGCUGCAGAAAAUUGCCUAAAGAGGCUAGGUUGGGCAGAUGAAGCAAACACAUUCAGUCAACCACCUUUAUCUCUGUACCUUUACCUUUGAACUAGCAGAGCAGCACUGAAAUAUAGCCACAAUGGUGGCAGCAUGUGCACGCACCUCAAGGCAUUACUAGAGGCCAAGGGCUGGGCAGUUUACUCAUCACCGACCUUGAAAAGCAGAGCUUUCCUUCAUUCUCUGAAGAGUUACAUAAUAAAUUUUAAUGCUCCCGAAUGUUACUUACUAUAUGCAGCUAUAAAAAGAUAAAACUUUGUAUUUCAAAUCUUAACUUCAGCAGGUAUUGACAUAAAUGAAGCAUUUCACAAAAUACAAUAAAUUGAAAUCAAGG